This is a messenger RNA of Oncorhynchus keta (chum salmon), 4523 nucleotides long. RefSeq names its product protein FAM102B-like. The record is from RefSeq and is a predicted model, not a curated record. The transcript has 11 exons. Bases 248 to 1399 code for a protein of 383 amino acids. Lineage: Eukaryota; Metazoa; Chordata; Actinopteri; Salmoniformes; Salmonidae.
CAUGCACGAGAACGCCUCCUCUCAAAUGGUCGCUUGUCGCUUUAGUGUUAACACUCACUGCGCCGUGUCGCUCUGCUACUCAUCAACCCUAGAUAUAGGUACGGGGGCGAGAAGUAUUUGAACUCAACGUCAAACGCUAAAUGAACUCAGACAGCCAGUGACAAGUGGGAGAAGUGACAGUCAAGAAGCUCGACUUUUGGCUAGCUAUAGUUACUAUUAUAAUUAGGCACCAAGUUACUUUAGCAUAAUGUCGUUCAUUAUGAUGAAGAAAAAGAAAUUCAAAUUUAAGGUAGAUUUCGAGUUGGACGAACUAUCUUCUGUUCCCUUUGUUAACGGGGUCCUGUUCUGCAAAGUACGACUGCUAGACCGUGGCUUUACAGAAGAGUCCUCUCGGGAGCAGGUCCAGGCUAACUGUGUGUGCUGGAGGAAGAGGUUCUCUUUCCUGUGUAAGAUGAGUGCCAACGCUGGGACAGGAGUACUGGACCCCUGUGUGUGUCGGGUGUCUGUGCGCAAGGAAAUGAAGGGUGGAAAGACCUUUGCCAAGCUGGGUUUUGCUGACCUGAACCUGUCAGAGUUUGCUGGCUCUGGUAGAACGACGCGCCGAUGCCUACUAGAGGGUUACGACACCAAGAACUCCAGACAGGACAACUCUAUACUCAAGGUUGUCAUUAGUACACUGCUCAUGUCUGGGGACCCCUGCUUUAAAACGCCACCGUCCACGGCCAUGAAACUGGGCCUUCAGCAGGCUGAGGCAGAGUGUCUCCACGAAGACAGGAAGGGAGGGGACACACAAACACCCUGCCUCGCCGUCCCAGAGCCCCCAGGGAAGUGUGUAUCUGUUCCUGAUGAACUGGGAGCAUGUGGCCAUUCUAGAACGUCCAGCUACGCCAGCCAACAGUCCAAAGUCUCAGGCUACAGCACAGGUCACUCGCGCUCUUCCAGCCUAUCAGAGCUCACGCACAAGAGGAACCCCUCAGCAGGCUCCGCCUCGACGGGCAUUGCAAGCAUUCUUGAACCCAGAGAGGACCGGGGGACUGAGAGGGGGGAGAAGGAGGCCCGCUCUACACCCCCGGUCUCUAUCACCUGUGCCUACUUCCCCGUGCCUGAAUAUCACCCCACCCCCGCAAAGAGCUCUGCCUCCGAGAGACUGAGCAGGCAUCUGAUGAAGCAGAACUCAGUGGAGUCUCAGCUGAAGAGAGUGGAUGCUACCCGGGUGGAUGCGGACGACGUUGUGGAUAAGAUCCUCCAGAGCCAGGACUUCAGCCACGGUCUACUGGACUCCAGCACUGAGGAGGAGGGGCUCAAGCUGUUUGUUGGUCCUGGUGGAAGCACGGCGCUGGGCAGCCAACACACCAGGGUUGGGGCUGGGCCCUACGAGCAGGUGGUGAUCAAACGCUAGCCCCCAGGGGGAGCGGACAUGUGAGACUGCUUCCCCUAGUGUUAAAGGAAGAAGGUGACCUGAGGUUCAUGUCAGCUUGUUUUUGAGAAGAAAGAGGAGGAUAUACAGUGCAUUCGGCAAGUGUUCAGACCCUUUCCUUUUCGCACAUGUUAUGGCCUUAUUCUAAUGUUUUCCUCAUCAAUCUACAAACAAUACCCCAUAAUGACAAAGUGAAAACAGGUUUUUAAAAAACAGAAAUACCUUACCUACUGAAUCCCGAGUGGUCCAGUGGUCUAAGGCGCUGUGCCACUAGAGAUUCUGGGUUCGAGUCCAGGCUUUGUCGCAGCCGACUGUGGCUGGCUUCCGGUUUAAGUGGGCAUUGUGUCAAGAAGCAGUGCGGCUUGGUUGGAUUGUGUUUCGGAGGGCGCACAGUUCUCGAACUUCGCCUCUCCCGAGUCCGUACGGGAGUUGCAGCGAUGAGACAUGACUGUAACUAAUUGGAUACCAAGAAAUUGGGGAGAAUAAUAGUAAUGCCCUUUGCUAUGAGACUCGAACUUAAGCUCAGGUCCAUCCUGUCUCCAUUGAUCAUCCUUGAGAUAUUUAUAGAACUUGGUUGGUCCACCUGUGGUAAAUUCAAUUGGACAUGAUUUGGAAAGGCACACACCUGUCUAUAUAAGGUCCCACAGUUGACUGUGCAUGUCAGAUCAAAAAACCAAGCCAUGAGGUCGAAAGGAUUGUCUGUAAAGCUCAGACAGGAUUGUGUUGAGGCACAGAUCUGGGGAAGGGAACCAGAAGAUGUCUGCAGCAUUGAAGGUCCCCAAGAACACAGUGGCCUCCAUCAUUCUUCAAUGGAAGAAGUUUGGAACCGCCAAGACUCUUCCUAGAGCUGUCCUCCCGGCCAACUGAGCAAUUGGGGAGAAGGGCCAGACUCCCCCUUUGUGGUGAAGUGGCCAGACGGAAGAAUGCUUCUCAGUAAAAGGCACAUGACAGCUCGCUUGGAGUUGGCCAAAAUGCACCUAAAGGACUCUCAGACAAUGACAAACAAGAUUCUCUGGUCUGUUGAAAUUAAGAUUAAACUCUUUGGCCUUAAUGCCAAGCAUCCCGUCUCGAGGAAACCUGGCACCAUCCCUACGGUGAAGCAUGGUGGUGGUGGCAGCAUGCUGUGGGGAUGUUUUUUAGUGGCAGGGACUGGGAGACUAUUCAGGAUCGAGGGAAAGAUAAACAGAGAAAAGUACAGAGAUCCUUCAUGAAAACCUGCUCCAGAGCGCUCAGGACCUCGGACUGGGGUGACGGUUCACUUUCCAACAGGACAACAACCCUAAGCACACAGCCAAGACAACCCAGGAGUGGCUUCGGGACAAGUCGCUGAAUGUCCUUGAGUGGCCCAGCCAGAGCCCGGACUUGAACCCAGUCGAACAUCUCUGGAGAGUCCUGAAAAUAGCUGUACAGCGACUCUCCCAAUCCAACCUGAUAUCGCUUGAGAAGAAUGGGAGAAACUCCACACAUACAGGUGUGCCAAGUUUGUAGUGUCAUACCCAAGAAGAUACGAGGCUGUAAUCGCUGCGAAAGGUCCUUCAACAAAGGGUCUGAAUACUAUAUAAUAUAUAAUGUUCUCUCUAUCCAGAGGGGGUAGUGUUUCAAUCCUGCAGGCCUUAUGUAACAUUUUUAGAUCGGUAGGAGAAUACUGUGCUCUUACAACAAAAAGGGCUUGUGAUUUUUUUUUAAUGGAAGUCAAAUGGUUCUAGGUUAUUACUCUGGGAGGUAUGUUGUAAUUUACAGUUGUAUGUUGCUGCUUGACAUGUUCACUGUGUAAAAUGUGCAGGGGGUGUAGUGGAGGACAGAAGUAAACAAAGUUGACCCAGCAAUUUUUUUGGGGUGCAACAGUUUAUCUACCUUUUGCGGAAAAAUGCAUUGAAAGUAUAGGGAUGGAUCAGUUUAUCAACAAAUAAAAAAAUUAACAAAUGUGUGGUGUUCCACACGUGCGCACAGGUGUUUUUAACUGACAAAAUGUGAUCAUUUCCCACAAUGACCUUAAAACUGACUAAAGAACUAUACACACACAGGUUGUGUGAUGUCAUCGACCUACAGGUGCCUGAUUCUGUCGUGUGAACAAAGAGGAACUGACAGUAUGUUUAGCUAUACAUGAAGACUCGAGCCGGGAAUUAAGAUUCUAUAAGCAGCGGUAUAUGGUGCCAGAUGGUGCCAGAUGGUGAGAGAGAGGGAGGAGGAGUGUUAACAUCAGAUGGAGUUGACGAUGUCCUUGUAACUGGAUUAGUUACUAGACAGACCUGUAGGUUGGUGUUUAGGUGUUGAAUCCUCAGCAAAACGGUUAUAUAGGAGCUUCACUAUGAUCCCAGUAUUGCCAACAGUUCACGUGCUUUGAUUUACCAAAUUGUAUUUGUGAGUAUUUGGAGAGGCCUCCUUGUGCAGACAUCAAAUCAGAUGUUUAUUUUUUCAGAAAGCUUAUUUUGAUUCUGUAGUAGUAAGUAGGAGGGAAAACUGAUUUAGGGACAGUGAACCUUUUGUUGAUAUUUUGCUCGUGGAAAGUGGGGCCCGGUUAGGUUCAUUCAAGGAAAAAUGGAGUCAGUCAAGUACAGUGAUCAAACCAGGAUGCUAGAGUUCUGACAAGCAUCUGCAAGGCCAAAUGUGACCUUUUGUUUAGUGCCUUGUUGAAAUAUUGUUUGUGGAGUUUAUGUCCAUGAUGCAGUAAGUGUUGCCUCAUUCAACCUCACAACAACUGGUCUGCUAAUUGAAUGUAUUUGUGUAUGUUGAUACUGUGUGUAUUUUAUCGGUAUUAAUACAGAUUAGAGAAGAGAAAAAAAAUGUAUUCAGAUUUUCAUAAUGUAACAUUUUUAAUGACUUUUUCUUAUUUGUCAAUUUUACCACAAACUUUUUUAUAGCAUGUCUUUAUGAUGUUGGUGUACUACUUUGUUAGUUGCUUUUCUGGUUAUUUCUGUAGAUUGAUGUUGCAAGUGCUGGUUCCACAUUGUUUAAUUUUCUAAAUGUUGGAAGAUGGUUAUUUCAAUACUGUAUCCCAAUUCACAAACACAUGCUGUUGUACUGUAAAGUACUCUGUAAAAGAAUAACAAAUCAUUUCCUUGCACGUAUCCAGUGUAUGUGACAAUAAAACAUCUUAAUCAAACAA